AGGGCCCCACCUUGGUCAGUGUCGAGGCCACGGCAGCACCAUGACAGACCUCUCCGUGCGCCUGGCGGCUCUGAUCCUUCUAGGAGUGGCCCUGUGUGGGGCACAGCCCCGGGGCCGGAUCCUGGGCGGCAGCGAGGCCACGCCCCACCAGCGGCCCUACAUGGCAUCGGUGCAGGUGAACGGCACGCACGUGUGCGGCGGCUUCCUGGUGGCUGAGCAGUGGGUGCUGAGCGCAGCGAGGUCGGGGGUGGGACGUGGAUCUGACAUGGACCCCUGCCCCAGCUCCAGGCCCAAUGAGACGGUGACGGUGCUCCUAGGCGCGCACUCCCUGUCGCAACCUGAACUCUCCAAGCGCCGGUACAAUGUGUCCCGAGCAGUGCUCCACCCGGGCAGCCGGCGGGAAACCAUCGACCACGACCUCCUUCUGCUGCAGCUGUCUGAGAACGCCACUCUGGGUGACUCUGGGGGCCCUCUGGUGUGCAACGGCGUGGCCGAGGGCAUGGUCACCUCAGGAUCCCGCGUGUGUGGCAACCGCAGGAAGCCAGGCAUCUACACUCGGCUGGGGAGCUACGCGGCCUGGAUCGAGAGCAUUAUGGACGGAGGUGAUAGCGUUACGGACGGAGGCGCGGUCUCCGAAGGAGAGCCUGAGGGGCAGGGUCCCGAGGCGCAAUAAAGCCAUUCACUCCUGCACCCCA
Molecule: messenger RNA, 695 nt
Organism: Myotis davidii
Lineage: Eukaryota; Metazoa; Chordata; Mammalia; Chiroptera; Vespertilionidae
Product: complement factor D
Exons: 4
Coding region: 41-673 (210 amino acids)
Biological process (GO): proteolysis
Molecular function (GO): serine-type endopeptidase activity
Source: RefSeq, a predicted model, not a curated record